GACACUUCUACUAUGUAGCGCGUAGUUGUCUGUCAGAAAUAAGUUAAACAAGUUAAAUUUUUAAAGUGCCAGAAUAUUUUGACAGAUAUACCAUGCAAGCAGUCAAGGAUUUAUUUGGCUUCCUGCUGUCUCUCUCAAUGCUAAAUGUGAUUAUAUCCGCCUGCAACUACUUUCAAAAUUUAGAAGCUGGGCAAACAUAUUAUGUAUAUAAUCCUGGUUUUCCUUAUAAAUAUGAAAGGGAAAGUCAUUGCACGUGGACAAUGCAAAGUCGCUAUGUUACUAAAAUAAAUUGCAGUGUUAAUAUGCCAGCGUUUAAUAAUGAUUGUACUCAAGAUAGUCUUUCUAUCCAAUUUAGUGGAGGAAAUGCACAGAAAUAUUGUGGUUACGGUACACUCGUUCUUGAAGGAAUAAAUCCAAUUAUAAAAUUAAAUCCAUCAUAUUACACGCAAGGAGGCACAUUUUUAUGCGAAAUUCGAACAGAAAAACCGUUUGAUAAAAACAAUUGCAAAUGUGGUUGGAAAAAAGUAACUAAAAUAGUAGGCGGAACGGAAACUGGGAUAAAUGAAUAUCCUAUGAUGUGUGGACUCGUUGAUAGUACUAUGAAAAUGAUAUAUUGUGGUUGUACUAUAAUAUCUCAACAAUACGUAGUAACAGCAGCUCAUUGUGUAGAAGAUAGAGAUACCUCUAGAAUCGGCGUUGUUGUUGGCGAACACGAUGUAACAAUAGGUAGCGAGACCAAGGCAACUAAAUUGUUCCGUGUUAGCAAAUGCAUAAUGCAUUCUUAUUACAAUGAAAUUCAUAACGACAUAGCUGUUUGUAAGAUUAUUGGUACUAUAGAAUAUAGUGCUGAAGUUGGCCCAGUCUGCUUACCAUUUCAACGUAAACGAGACACAUUUGGAGGUGCUAUUGUUGAUGUGUUGGGCUGGGGUUUAUUAGGAUUUGCCGGCGUCAAAUCGACUACGUUACAAAAAGUAAAAUUAAAUGUAAUAAAUCUCAUGCAAUGCAAAUACUAUUAUCCUAAAAUAACUGAUAACAAUAUAUGUACUUAUGCUUCGGGGAAGGAUUCUUGUCAGAUGGACAGUGGCGGACCUGCCUUAUGGGAAAAUCCUAUCACACAUAAGCUUGUAUUAGUCGGUAUUAUAUCUGCUGGUAUUGGUUGUGGUUCAAAUGUACCUGGUAUUGAAACACGUACAGGAGCUUUUGUUGAUUGGAUAGUAUCUGUAACACCUGGUGUACAAUAUUGCACAGCAGAAUGAGUUUUGCAUGAUACUGAAAAAGAAAGAUUUAUAAAAUUUUGGAUUUGUAUCACCGUUUUUUGUUCGCGAGUUUUGCAAAAUAAAUAUUUUGAAAUAUA
Messenger RNA from Nylanderia fulva, 1354 nucleotides. Its product is annotated as venom serine protease 34-like. NCBI's taxonomy places the organism in Eukaryota, Metazoa, Arthropoda, Insecta, Hymenoptera, Formicidae. The record is from RefSeq and is a predicted model, not a curated record. Gene Ontology annotation, biological process: proteolysis. Gene Ontology annotation, molecular function: serine-type endopeptidase activity.